UGUUGCGAAUAAACGGAGAGAGAGUGAAAAAGUGUGGUUAAGUUGAAGUUGUUGGGGAGCAACAAACGGAGAAAAUUACAUUUUAUAAUAACAAACAAAAUAAAUUAAAUUAAAAAACAAUACAACCGGACCUGCAUGAAGUGAUGAUCAAUAGCAAACAAAUAACAUAACACAGCCAAAAUACAAGUCGAUACAAACAAAACAAGUGCAAUCCCCCCGUCGUAGUCGUCAUCAUCGUCGCAUAUUCCUCCAUAUUGCCGAAAAAAUAAAAUCUUGUUAACAAAAAAAAAAAAAAAAACUGAAAAAAGAAUAGCCCCACAAAAAGAAAGAAAGAAUAAAACCCAAAAAUAUUUUGGCGACGAUUAAUGUAAAUUAAGUGCGUGUGUGAUUUGUGUAGUGGAAAGAAACAAAAAACCAAAAUAGUAAUACGGAAAAAGUGAAACACAAAACUGAAAUUGGGAAUAAUAAUCAAAAGACCUAAUUUUGAGAUUGAAUUAUCUGGUAAAAUUUAUAGUUGUUGGAUGCAGCCAGGCAACCUCUAUAAAAUGUCUCGUAACAAGGACAAGUAUGAAAGUGCAAAUCGUAGACAACAGAUCUUUAUGUCACCCGAAGAUGUGGCUGCUGGCAAAAAAUCUAAUUGGACAGGCAUUGAAAUAACUGGUUGCGUCCGUAACAUAAGUCCUUCUCUGUGGGAAUUUGAACAUUUAACCGCUCUAUAUUUAAAUGAUAAUCAUUUGCUGCGUUUACCGGCUGACAUUGGCCUAUUGGUGAAUCUACGCACAUUAGAUGUAUCCAGUAAUAAGUUGCGAAGUCUACCUGCCGAGUUGGGUGAAUUAAUACAAUUAAGAGAACUUUUACUAAACAAUAAUUUUCUCCGUGUAUUGCCAUAUGAAAUUGGCAAAUUAUUUCAUUUGCAUGUUUUGGGUUUAAUGGGCAAUCCAUUACAAAAAGAAUUUCUCUCAAUCUACAAUGAACCGAAUGGUACACAGAAACUAUUGACGUAUAUGUUGGAUAAUUUGUCAAUCUCUGUAACACCACCACCUCAAAGGCCAUGGAUUCCUUUGGCAAAACCCAACAAAAACAGACCAGCCUGCUUAUUCACUGUCAUGUGCUACAAUGUGCUGUGUGACAAAUAUGCCACAAGGCAAAUGUAUGGCUAUUGCCCUUCAUGGGCUCUCAGUUGGGAAUAUCGCAAAAAGGCCAUACUAGAUGAAAUUCGUCAUUAUUCGGCAGACAUUAUCAGCUUGCAGGAAAUUGAGACGGAACAAUUUUAUAAUUUCUUUUUGCCGGAACUAAAGAAUGAUGGCUAUGAGGGUAUAUUCUCACCCAAGUCCAGGGCCAAGACAAUGUCGGAAGUGGAACGCAAAUAUGUGGAUGGUUGCGCCAUAUUCUUUAGGACCUUGAAAUUCUCUCUUAUCAAAGAACAUUUGAUUGAAUUCAAUCAAUUGGCAAUGGCCAACGCUGAAGGCUCGGACAACAUGCUGAAUCGUGUAAUGCCCAAAGACAAUAUUGGCCUGGCCGCCUUACUCAAGGUCAAAGAGAAUGCCUGGGAUCCCGAAUUGGAUGUCUCGCAAUCCUCGCAAGCCCUGCUGGUCUGCACCGCCCACAUACAUUGGGAUCCGGAAUUUUGCGAUGUCAAACUCAUACAGACCAUGAUGCUAAGCAAUGAAUUGAAAUCGAUUAUUGACGAGGCCAGUCACAGUUUUCGACCUGGCCACAAGAAUGAUGUGAACAGUGUACAGCUGUUGUUGUGUGGCGAUUUCAAUUCAUUGCCCGACUCUGGUGUCAUCGAGUUCCUGAGCAAGGGACGCGUCAACAUGGAUCAUGGCGACUUCAAGGAUAUGGGCUAUAAAUCAUGCCUGCAACGUUUACUCUCGAAUGAUACCACAGAAUUUACGCAUUCCUUUAAGUUGGCCUCGGCCUACAGCGAGGACAUAAUGCCCCAUACAAAUUAUACAUUUGACUUUAAGGGAAUCAUUGACUAUAUAUUCUAUACGAAGACGGGCAUGGUGCCGUUGGGCCUGCUGGGGCCCAUAUCGAAUGAUUGGCUACGCGAAAAUAAAGUCGUAGGCUGUCCGCAUCCUCACAUACCCUCCGAUCAUUUUCCACUGUUGGUGGAAUUGGAACUGAUGCAUACGGCAAGUCAACAAUUGCCACCAAAUGGCUUGAUCAGUCGGCGGUAGCAAUAAAACGCCGAACAGCAAAGUCAUCAAUGCCGCCGUCGUCGUCGCAGCCGCUGCAGUAACAAGACAACGUUAACAGCCUUUUAUAACAGCAACAACAACAACAUAAAGAGCAACUAUAACAACAACAACAACACAUCAAACAUUAUCAAAAUUUUCAUCAUCACCAUCAUUAUCAACAAGCGCAAGAAAUUCUGCAUUGUUCUUAAGAAGCAGCACUUGUUCUGUCCCUGUAGCAGGUUUGUAAGCAGCAGCAGCAGCACCACCACCACCCAGCCGUUAGGAUUUUUUGAUUCUGGUAAUCAUAAUGCAAAAGCUGCCAACGUUGUCCAUCAACAACAAAAUUUGCAAAUAAAUCCUUCUCAUAUCGCCGUAGCCUUUUUAUUUGUCAUUGAUUUCUAUGUUAAAGUAGCUCGCUCCCAACUCCUUCUCACCCUCAUUGUCCUUUACAUCAUAAAAAAUUUAUACAAAAUCAUAAGAGAAAUUAUAAAAAAAUCUUCAACCACAACAAACACCACCACCACCUUCAACACAAGGACCACAAGAACAAUCUUUUUCAAACAACAGCAACUACAACCACUGAUGUCAUCAUGAUCAUAACGGAAAACCAAGCA
Messenger RNA from Stomoxys calcitrans (stable fly), 2797 nucleotides. It is a transcript of the gene twin, whose product is annotated as CCR4-NOT transcription complex subunit 6-like. Gene Ontology annotation, biological process: nuclear-transcribed mRNA poly(A) tail shortening. The record is from RefSeq and is a predicted model, not a curated record. Gene Ontology annotation, cellular component: CCR4-NOT complex; nucleus; cytoplasm. NCBI's taxonomy places the organism in Eukaryota, Metazoa, Arthropoda, Insecta, Diptera, Muscidae. The transcript is spliced from 7 exons. Bases 522 to 2183 code for a protein of 553 amino acids. Gene Ontology annotation, molecular function: poly(A)-specific ribonuclease activity; protein binding.